GGGAGCUUCCUGCUGGUUGCGCCCUCCCUUCCCGCCCUGCCCCGCGCGGCGGCCGCGGCUCCCCGGAAGACGGCGGCGAGCGGAGGUAGCUUGUGGAUUGCAGGUCAGGAGCCACGUACCUGACCUGAGCGGCACUCUUUCCUGCAGCCCUUGCCCCUCACCCGAGGAGGAAAAGCAGUUCUCGCGCAUUUGACGACCCCGCGGGGAUCAGACCUGGCCAGCGGCUCCCCCGGAGGACUGUGGUGGAAGGCGCCGAUGGAGGGAGAUCCCCGGACUCUCUAAGGGCCUCUGUGGUGCUUGGGCUUUUCGUCACCAGGGAACAUUUGGUGCUUCUGCUCUCGUGAUGUGAGAGGCUUUUGAAGUCUGUUUUGCUAGAAGCUUGUUUCUGAAAGACUAGAAAGGAAUCAAGAACACAAUGACCACUUUGGAUGAUAAACUACUUGGUGAGAAGCUCCAGUAUUAUUACAGCAGCAGUGAGGGUGAGGAUGAAGACAGUGAGAAAGAAGACAAAGAUGGGGAGAGCACCCUUCCUGAAAGCGUUGGGGAAGUGGAGCUUAGCAGUGAUGGCAGUGCCAUCAACACAGGUCCAAAAGGCGUCAUCAACGAUUGGCGAAGAUUUAAACAAUUGGAGACAGAACAGCGACAGGAGCAGCGCAGAGAAAUGGAACGACUCAUAAAAAAGUUAUCUAUGACAUGUAGAUCUCACUUGGAUGAAGAAGCUGAUAAGCAGAAGCAGAAGGAGCUUCAGGAAAAAAUCAAUGGAAAGAUGACAUUGCAAGAGUAUAACAUGAUUCACAAUGAUGAAGAUGAUGAGGAAUUUUUACAGCGAUACAGGAAUCAGCGAAUGGAGGAGAUGAGGCAGCAGUUAUACAGUGGGCAGCAAUUUAAACAGGUUUUUGAGAUUACCAGUGGGGAAGCAUUUUUGGACACAGUUGAUAAAGAGCAUAAGAGCACACUGAUCAUGAUCCAUAUUUAUGAAGAUGAUAUCCCUGGUACUGAGUCCCUGAACGGCUGUAUGAUCUGCCUGGCUGCUGAGUAUCCAACAGUUAAAUUUUGCCGAGUAAAGAGUUCACUCAUUGGUGCCAGCACUCGCUUUACUAAUAACGCUCUGCCAGCUUUGCUGAUCUAUAAGGCAGGUGAGCUCAUCGGCAAUUUUGUGCGAAUCACUGACCAGCUUGGAGAAGAUUUUUUUGCUGUAGACCUGGAGGCUUUUUUGCAGGAAUGUGGUCUGCUUCCAGAAAAAGACCUAGUGCUUCUGACUUCUAUACAUAAUCCAUCUGCAUGUUACAGUGAAGACAGUGAUCUGGAAAUAGACUGAACCAAUUAUACCAAGGGGCCAGUAGGUUUAGCUGUACUGUGGGUUGUUCUUGUGCUAGAGAUUGUUCUCUUUCUUUCUUUGUGUUGAUAUGUUAUUCUUCCCCUCCAAGCACUUUGACUUUUGCUCGUUAAAAUUUUGUUAAGAAUAACAUAAGGAAUUCCUAACAUUUUCCUAAAUUAAUUUAAUAAAGUGUACACCAAAACUGUCUAGCUUUUAUGCAAUUCAAAUGUAUUUUACUAAAUAUAAAGUUAUAAUUCAGUAAAUUUAGUGAAUUGUGUAUUAUAUUCUCAUUCUGUUCUCCAAAGCACUUAGAUUUUCUAACCAUUUUUGUGUCAGAUCAGCUAUGUAUGGUGAGUCUCCUUAAAGGUUUGCUGAAGCAGCAUAUGAGAAUACCAGUUGAGAUCAGGAUGUGGUACCUACUCACUAAGACAAGGAUUAAGACCACAAAUUAAGAAGUUCUUAAGCAUUCAAGACUUUUACUAAUCUGGAGCUGACCUGCUGCCAGUGAGUUAAGAGUGCAAAAUCCUGUCUUCUGUUCCCUGAUUUGUAGGCCCCUUCUUGGCAGCACUGUUGUUGUAACUGUUGUUACUGUUGUUCCUUUCUCACUUACAAAUAACCACAGCUCCUGACAUCAUCCUGAAAAUUACUUGUCAGCUGGAGAGGGUUCAUCUUUCCUUUAUCUUGCCAGAGACUUAAAUGAGGAAAAUCUUUCUUCAGUUACAGUUAUUAAUACAUUCUUGGGCUUUUAAAAUACCCACCCUUAGAGGGCAUAGCGCUUACGCAAGCAGAAAAUUAUUUCUGCCUCAUAAGAGGGAGACCAUCUAUAAAAGCAGUCUGUAAAGAGCUCUAACAUGCGUGCUGAAUAGCGUCAAGGAGAAUUUUGUUGGCAAAAUGUUGAAUUAGGACUUGAUAGCGUCAGAAUUUCACUUAGUAUCUGUAAUAUUCUCUAAAACUAUUAAAUCAGUGCUAAAAUUAAUUUUUGUCUGCCUUCAUAUUAUCUGCUUCAGCUGAGCUGUGAGAUGCAUUUUGAAUGUUAAUAACCCCCGGACCUGACAGAUGACUGAAAGGCUUUGUGGGAAAUCAGCCUUGAGCCAGUAAACAGACUGGCUCGCUAAUACAGGUGUUCAGUAGCAGGCCCCUUUUUCCACAGCUCCUUCCUCGUCUGAAGCUCAGUAUCUAGAUUCUGCACAGAAUGUUCAGCUGGAUCAAAAAUGUCACUAUCCUGUUUUGCCUCUGAUGCCAGCUCUUUGGGAGUCUAUUUUUGUACAAUACAUCAGUGGAGUUCACUGAACACAGAAAAAAAUCUUGUAGGGUGGGAGUGAAACCUCUGAGGAGAUCUUGCAGUUUUUUCCUCUGUCUUUUGUUACAAAGAACAAAGGCCUUUUUAAAAGCAUCCCCACUGCGGUUUCAGUUGCCCAGCAACCAGGGUCCAAAAGUUCUCAUCUUCCCCCAAAACACAGGGCAGCUCCCACUUCAGGAAACAGAAAAAGGGCAUGUAGCAUUGCCUGAGCCCAUUUGUUUCUUCAUGAUCGUUACUGCUACUGAAUGCUACAACUGUAUAUUAUGCUUCCCUCCUGCAGCAUCUUUGUCAUAAUUUGUCAUUGAUCACACCUUUAUUAAAGUGUUUAUUUUGUUUGUGCUCUACUUACUUCAUAGAUUAGAUCAUAGUAUAGGGAAGUAAGUUUCAGGGUUUCUAAUAUAUUAUAGUUCCCCCUGCUUCCACCAAGUCUCGUACUACACCGGUGUAAGAUAUCCCAGUAGCAUUAGAAACCAUUAGCAGUUUAUAGUGAACACGUGCAUAAAAACCUAGGAUGAUGCAGAGCAAGGCAAAGGCUUUACUGGCCGGAUCGUGGUGUGGCCGAUUCAGUGCCCCUAGCACACGUGAGCAUGUGGAAUAGAGGUGCUGUACGCUUCGCUCUUACUGAGUUACGUGUCUUUUACGUACUUAAACGGUUAUUUCAACAUAAGUUUGCUUUCUCUUGCAUUACUUACUUUGCUUGUUAUUUUUUUAAUUUUAAGGAAAGUAGACUAUAGUUACCUAAAUAUGUUACCCAAUUUAAUGUUAUGUUUAAUGAUUAAACUUAAUUGCAAGUUUUGUGUAAGACACUUGGGAACACUGGGAAGAAAUGUGAAUGUCUGUAUAUGCAUUAGAUUCAUAAUAAGAAUAUAUCUUAGGAUAGAAAAGGAAGAGUUGGCUCUAAUUAUAUCUAUUUGAACUGUGUUUUAAAAAGUAGUAUAAGCACAAAGAUAAAUAAUUUGUAGUUAAAAAUCGUUGUAUUGGCACAAGUUGUAGCUAUUUUAAGGAAACUGGAAGAAAACCAGAGUUAAAAUGUUCUAAGAGAUUAUUUCUUUCCAUCUCAGAAUUGCAGAAAAGAACAUGAAAGUUAAAUGAAAUUAAAUCAUUGAGCGUGGGUAUCAGCAUUUUUAAGGAAAAAAAAUCAAAGUAGCCAUAAUUCAUAUUCAGGCUGAGAUACAGUGAAGUCUGCUGUGCAGACAGGGGGCAUAUUAGCAUCAUAAUAAAACCUGGCUUGGGGGGUGGGGGGGAGCUGACUGCUUGAAUUGCUUUGAAGUUUUAUGUUUAUAAAGUGCUUUUUUCCCUACAUGGGAGCAAAGCUGUAAUAGGAUCAAAACCUCUCCUGCUGCUCUGUGUCAGGUGGCCUGCAGCAAGGUGACCCCCCGCUUAUUAAUGUGCGGUGCUAAGAUGUGUGAUAGAUGAUUGACAGUGCUAAUAGCAAAAAAAAAAAAAAAAACCCAAAAAACAAAAAGGGGCGGGGGAAGAAGGUCCAAAUGCGAUUAAUCAUUGUUCUGGAAGAACAUAAUAAGCAGAAGGGAGAGAAGGGUGGAGAGAUGAUGUAUUAUGAUGCUGCUUUUCUUAACACAGACCCAAACGCCCGGAGGCGUCGCAGGCUGCCGCAGAGAAGCGGCACUGGCCGAGCUGGGCAGCACUGCCGUUGCUUUUGUGAGUGAAGCUGAAUUCUUCCAAACUGGCCAAGUAGUAAUUGUGCCCUAAGGAAAACCAGCAUUUUUAAUGUGCAUUAAAAAUAUAAUAAAACUAAUUUUAGGAUAGGUUAGUAUUAGUUUGUUAGCGUCUGACCCCUACCCAGUCAAUACCAAUAGGAACUACAACUCAUACUAAGGUUGUAUCUGUCAAUAUGUUGGUCAAAGGACUAAAGUCUGCUUUACUUGUUUAAUUUUAGAUGUGGUCUUGACCUGCAGAUUAACAAUUAGGUUGUAUUUAUAUAUGCAUAUGAAGACUGAGAUGAAAUUGUAUGAACACCUGCAUAAAAUAAAUCGGUUCUGAAACAUCCA
Molecule: messenger RNA, 4627 nt
Organism: Dromaius novaehollandiae (emu)
Lineage: Eukaryota; Metazoa; Chordata; Aves; Casuariiformes; Dromaiidae
Gene: PDCL
Product: phosducin like
Exons: 6
Coding region: 416-1318 (300 amino acids)
Biological process (GO): regulation of G protein-coupled receptor signaling pathway; heterotrimeric G-protein complex assembly
Cellular component (GO): cytoplasm
Source: RefSeq, a predicted model, not a curated record